This is a messenger RNA of Apodemus sylvaticus (European woodmouse), 1639 nucleotides long. It is a transcript of the gene Rgn, whose product is annotated as regucalcin. The transcript is spliced from 6 exons. Bases 1 to 900 code for a protein of 299 amino acids. Gene Ontology annotation, molecular function: gluconolactonase activity; calcium ion binding; enzyme regulator activity. NCBI's taxonomy places the organism in Eukaryota, Metazoa, Chordata, Mammalia, Rodentia, Muridae. The record is from RefSeq and is a predicted model, not a curated record. Gene Ontology annotation, biological process: L-ascorbic acid biosynthetic process.
AUGUCUUCCAUCAAAAUUGAAUGUGUUUUACGGGAGAACUACAGGUGUGGAGAGUCUCCUGUAUGGGAGGAAGCAUCCAACUCUCUACUGUUUGUAGAUAUCCCUUCAAAGAUUAUUUGUCGAUGGGAUUCGGUCAGCAAUCGAGUGCAGAGAGUUACUGUGGAUGCCCCAGUCAGUUCAGUGGCACUGCGACAGUUGGGAGGCUAUGUUGCCACCAUUGGAACCAAGUUCUGUGCUUUGAACUGGGAAGAUCAAUCAGUAUUUGUCCUAGCCACGGUGGAUGAAGAUAAGAAAAAUAAUCGAUUCAAUGAUGGGAAGGUGGAUCCUGCUGGGAGAUACUUUGCUGGUACCAUGGCUGAGGAGACAGCCCCAGCUGUCCUUGAGCGACACCAAGGGUCCUUGUACUCCCUCUUUCCUGAUCACAGUGUGAAGAAAUACUUUGACCAAGUGGACAUCUCCAAUGGUUUGGAUUGGUCCUUGGACCAUAAAAUCUUCUACUACAUUGACAGCCUGUCCUACAAGGUGGAUGCCUUUGACUAUGACCUUCAAACAGGACAGAUUGCCAACCGCAGAACUGUUUACAAGAUGGAGAAAGAUGAACAAAUCCCAGAUGGAAUGUGCAUUGAUGCUGAGGGAAAGCUAUGGGUGGCCUGUUACAAUGGAGGAAGAAUAAUCCGCCUAGAUCCUGAGACAGGGAAAAGACUUCAAACUGUGAAGUUGCCUGUUGACAAAACAACUUCAUGCUGCUUUGGAGGGAAGGAUUACUCUGAAAUGUACGUGACCUGUGCCAGGGAUGGUUUGAGUGCUGAAGGCCUUUUGAGGCAGCCUGAUGCGGGUAACAUUUUCAAGAUAACAGGUCUCGGGGUCAAAGGAAUUGCCCCACAUUCCUAUGCAGGGUGAACUGCAGCUCUUCCUUGCUAUCAGAACAAAAAGCUUUGAAGAUAACUGAAGAAUUAAGGGACAGAAAUCAAUGAACUUUCAAUUUAGGUUUUUUGAUGAGGUGGUGAUAUUAUAGCAUGGUCAAGCUUUAAUUUACACUUUUGAUUGGGUGAUGGGGAAUAAACCUAGGGCAUAGCAUAUUAAUGAAGAACACAUAGUAACAGUGAACUCCAUCUCUAGAUUCCUUGAUUUACAUUUUUUUGGUGUUUUGUUUUGUUUUGUUUUGUUUUGUUUUCGAGACAGGGUUUCUCUGUGUAGCCCUGGCUGUCCUGGAACUCACUCUGUAGACCAGGAUGGCCUCAAACUCAGAAAUCUGCCUGUCUCUGCCUCCCAAGUGCUGGGACUACAGGCGUGUGCCACCACGCCCAGCUCUGAUUUACAAUUUUUUAAAGGUCAAAGAUUUUCCCCAGAGAAUGACAAGUAGUUUGAGAACAUACUCUAGGCCUUCUAUUUAAAAAAAAAAAAAAGUCCUGUAGAAAUGCAGCAGGGAGUUCAACUAUCAAUCAGCCUGAUGAUGGCAAAUCGCUCUGGGGGCUGAAAUGGGACUUUGUCCUUUCUUUUUCUGUGUUCCAUACUUGCUGUGCAUAAGGCUUCCAAAAAAAUCAAUGCAUAGAAACUUAGUGAUAAUUUAUAAUGAUUUAUGUGACUCUUCAUGUGUGUUAUUUUACAAACUAAAAUACUACCUGAAGAUGUUAUUCAA